AAUAACACAUUUGUUAAAGGAACAAUUGUUUCACGACCUAAUCAACCACCUGUCUUUACAAGAAAUGUAAUAGGAAAAGAAAGUGAUACAGAAGAGCCACCGCCAAUAUUUACAGAAGAACCAAAAGAUACAGAAAAACGAAUAGAAUUUAAUCCA
Molecule: messenger RNA, 156 nt
Organism: Entrophospora candida
Lineage: Eukaryota; Fungi; Glomeromycota; Glomeromycetes; Entrophosporales; Entrophosporaceae
Source: the annotation of a GenBank genome assembly